AUGUCUAAUGCACAUAUGAGGGAAACGUUAGAAAAUGAGAUAGCGUCAGCAUAUAAUGAAUAUUUAGAAGCGUGUGAUGGACUGUGCACUUGCUUGCAGAAAAGUUCUAUAUCUAUGACAAGAAGUUUACUGUCACUGAAAUCUACAGAAAGGGAUGAAAUAAGGUUUGCAUUGAUGGAGAAUCCGCGGCUUGCUCUUUAUUGCACCAGUUCACAGGCUGAUGGAGACAUGAAGUUGAAUUUGAAAAGUAUUUUGCCGACAAAAGAGAAGAAGCAGAGCGGUAGGAGGAAAAAAGUGAAUCAGAAGGAGAAUGAAAAGGAAGAUAGCAAUGUAUUACACAGUCGAAUUGAAGAGAAAGGCAAACUCGGGGAUGGUGAAGGAAGAAACGAAGGAAGUGCAAAAGAAAGUAAGAAGACGCUGAAGGUGAUUGAUCCAAUCAAACUAGUCCAUGGUGGAUUUGCCUCAUUGACCGUACGAGAAAGCCAAAAAGAUGCGAGUGCUUCGAUAGUACAGAUACUAAAGGUAGCGAAUGCGAAAAGGAGGGUAGUGGAUUUACUUGAUAGAUACAGCAGUGUGCCGACUUGA
Messenger RNA from Pichia membranifaciens NRRL Y-2026, 585 nucleotides. RefSeq lists its product as hypothetical. The record is from RefSeq and is a predicted model, not a curated record. The transcript has a single exon. Lineage: Eukaryota; Fungi; Ascomycota; Pichiomycetes; Pichiales; Pichiaceae. The coding region runs from base 1 to 585 and encodes 194 amino acids.